Molecule: messenger RNA, 2522 nt
Organism: Lathyrus oleraceus (garden pea)
Lineage: Eukaryota; Viridiplantae; Streptophyta; Magnoliopsida; Fabales; Fabaceae
Product: histone acetyltransferase GCN5
Exons: 10
Coding region: 79-1290 (403 amino acids)
Biological process (GO): chromatin remodeling; positive regulation of transcription by RNA polymerase II
Cellular component (GO): histone acetyltransferase complex
Molecular function (GO): histone H3 acetyltransferase activity; protein binding
Source: RefSeq, a predicted model, not a curated record
AACAAAUGACUUUGAAGGUUGAAGAAACAAAAUAGAAGCCGUUCGAUAACUGAGAAGCAAUUGAAGUGAAACCCUAAGAUGGAACCACACGGUGCCGGACCACUUCGUUCACGGAGUUCACAGUCCGCUUCUCCUUCCCACUCCGCCUCCGCCUCCGCCACCUCAUCCAUCCGUAAACGCAAACUCGUAUCUGAAGAUCACGCGCCUCCAUUUCCACCUUCUUCUUUAUCCGCCGACACACGCGACGGCGCACUUACCUCCAAUGACGACCUAGAAAGCAUUUCCGCCCGUGGUGCGGACUCUGAUUCCGACGAGGACUCGGAGGAUGCAGUUGUUGAUGACGACGAAGACGAGUACGACAAUGAUAACGGUUCCUCCAUGCGCAAUUUCACCGCUUCCAGGCUCAACAAUGCUCCUGCCGCUCCCCGCAAUAGUAAGCUCAAAACUGAAAACUCCACUGUUAAGAUCGAACAGUCAGAUGGAACUAAAGACUCCGGACCUUCUGUUACCGGUGCUGCUCCCGGUGCCGGUUCUGUUCCCGGCAUUGUGGUUAAGGAGGAUGCAACGAAGAUAUUCACUGAAAAUUUGCAGACCAGUGGUGCUUACAGUGCCAGGGAAGAGAGUCUCAAGAAAGAGGAAGAAACUGGAAAACUCAAAUUUGCAUGCCUUUCGAAUGAUGGUGUUGACGAGCAUAUGGUUUGGUUGAUAGGAUUGAAGAAUAUAUUUGCUAGACAACUUCCCAAUAUGCCCAAGGAGUACAUCGUCCGACUUGUUAUGGAUAGGAGCCAUAAGUCUGUAAUGGUUAUAAGGCGUAAUCACGUUGUUGGAGGCAUUACAUAUCGUCCGUAUGCAAGCCAGAGGUUUGGUGAGAUAGCCUUUUGUGCGAUUACAGCCGAUGAACAAGUAAAAGGAUAUGGGACCAGAUUGAUGAAUCACUUAAAACAGUAUGCACGUGAUGUAGAUGGGUUGACACAUUUUCUCACAUAUGCUGACAAUAAUGCUGUUGGCUAUUUUAUCAAACAGGGAUUUACAAAAGAGAUUCACCUGGAGAAAGAUCGAUGGCAAGGUUACAUAAAGGAUUACGAUGGGGGAAUUCUCAUGGAAUGUAAGAUUGAUCCAAAGCUUCCUUACACUGAUUUAUCAACUAUGAUCCGUCGUCAAAGACAGGCAAUAGAUGAAAAGAUUAGAGAACUGUCAAACUGUCACAUUGUUUAUACUGGAAUUGAUUUUCAGAAGAAAGAAGUUGGUAUUCCCAAAAAAAUUGUUGAUGACAUCCCUGGUUUGAGUUAGUUAACUUUUACUUGUAUGACAUGUCCACCUCUCUCAUCCAAGGCCUUAUGAAUGAUUCCAAAUCUUUGUGCUUCUUAGUGCUGAGUGCAUCUUACUGAUUAAUUUUUUCUUGAGCUAAAAGAAAAUGGGGGGCAGUGUUACUUAUGAUGUACCGUGUACGGAAUUAAUGCCAUUUUAGAAGUUCUUGAGCUGUGUUUGGAUUAAAUAAAGGAGGGGAAUUCUCUUAUCCUGCCUGGUAACUAAAAUUAGAGGGAUGCUAUUUCCCAUUUUCCCUUUAUUUAGUUUGGAGUCAAAUAGGUUAUCGAUCUCUAUAAAUAUCUUAAAUUUUGUUUUUAGUCCCUCUAAGAAUUUUCAUCAAGUUUUGGUCUCCUUAAUGUUUUCUACCACAACUUUUAGCCUCGAUGUUAACUGAGUUUAUCAGAAUUUGAUAUGGCAUUGCCAUGUGUGCUUUUUUAAUGCCCUUGAUUUUUUUAAUUAUUUAACUAUGCACACAUGGAAACCGAUCUUCAUUUUUUUGUUUUUGACAAAACCAAUCUUCAUUUUCUCCAAAAUCCCUAGCAACCAUGGCUGUGAAGCAGUGUAUGCAGGAUUGCGAGUCAACUCGUGAACUUAUCUGAUCCAACGUGUCAUUGUUAUGCCGGCAUGCUGCGUUUCAGGUUGGACCACAUAUAAGAAAAACGGUAAUCUCGCACGAGUUGUGAAGUAAACUCGUUUUGAGCUCUGAGCUGCAGCAACGCUUCUUUUUUGGGGUUUUGAGAAAAAACCUUAAUUUUUUAAAAUGAGCUUGGAUCGGGUCAUAAUUAAAACCCAUUAUUUUUUAUUAUUUUAAAUAGAAAUUCAGAGACAUGCUGUAUCUCAAAAAACACAAUUAAAUGCAACCAUUCGGCUCUAUUUUUUUACUCACCUAUUUUUCUAAGAGAUUAUUUUUAAUUUCAACUUAUGUUUUGAUUUUGAAUUUAUGAUUAUGAUAAUGAGCUUAUGAAUUUCUGGUUAUGAUUGUGUACUUAUGAACUUCUAUAUGAUUUUUGGGCAUGUCUAUGUAAUUAUACUUUCAUAUAAUUCAUAUAAUUUUUUUUCCACUAGUAGCAGGACCUUAUUUUUCGUGCUAUAGUCCUUGAGUUAUGAUUUUUCAAUUUUCUAUCAAUUCUCCAAUAGUAGUAGGAUCUUAUUAUUCGUGCUACGUUCCUCGAGUAACGAUUUUUGGGUUGGGUUUGGCCAAACCCUAUACCCAA